Messenger RNA from Lagenorhynchus albirostris (white-beaked dolphin), 1341 nucleotides. RefSeq lists its product as uncharacterized. Lineage: Eukaryota; Metazoa; Chordata; Mammalia; Artiodactyla; Delphinidae. The record is from RefSeq and is a predicted model, not a curated record. The transcript has a single exon. The coding region runs from base 1 to 1341 and encodes 446 amino acids.
AUGGGCAAGCCGCUGAGCAGACCGGACUGUUUACGUCAGAAUCCCCCCUGUGUAGGGAAGGGUGAGGAAGAGGAGGACCUCAACAUCGAGGACUGUUACGUCCCGCAGCGCUCCAUCUACGACACGGUUAGGCUGAAUGAGCAGAUCGACUCUGGUUCCAAGGGGAGCCUGUCUUCCAGGCAUUUCACAGAUCGGACUUUACCCUACAGUCACAGAACACUGGAUGUCAGUUCUUUAUGCUCCAAUGGUGCCCUUGCUUCUUCCAGUGCAUUUGAGCUGAGAGGCCGUGAAACUCACAAACUCGAUGAAAAGAUGAUCUUUGAUGCCCUCAAACUAAAUAGCGAUAUCAUCCGAAGCACAGGAUUACCCAAAGCCAAAUCUCACGCAGAAAAGAAAGAGCAUAGACGGUCAUGGCGAAUGUUCGUCCCAGCCAAUUUUAUGGAUUAUGCAAACAAAAGUGAAAGCUCUUUUGUUGAACCUCCUGAUCUGUCAGAUGCUGUUACCAAGGCUGGCAAGUGCAGAGGGGGUAGUAAUUCUCUCACGUCGGAGGAGGAUGACUCUGGGUUAUGCAGUCCUCCAGCCGAGAGGGAAGAAAAACAGGGCAUUUUACCUGGAGAUCCAUCCCAAAUUAGAAGCUUGUCUUCUGCUGAAGAUAUUCACAUAGCAGAGCAAUAUAGACCCUUUUUUUCUGUUAAUUCCGUCAGCGAACAGAAAAUCCCCUUGCUUUCAUGCAGAAGCGCCCACCUUGAUGACAACUUCAAAACGAUUUUACAUGAUGUUUCUCCACCAGAGGAAACAAAACGUGUCAACGGUCAAAGGGAAAUCCGUGGUGAAAAUUGCUGCCUGCAGAAUGAUGUCAAAGAGAGCACUCUUAAGGCUGACCCAUUCAUUUUGCCAAGAGAGGGAGAAAACAAGUGUAUUUCUAACCCCAGAGAAGAAGGAAAAACAUAUGGACCAGGAGAAUUACAAAGCACAGCACGAAGUAGGGAAUUUAUGGGAGGUUCUCCUGAGGAUUUGCCUCUCCCUCACACAGGUCUGGGGGGAAAUGAUGUAGAUGGGGGUAGCGCAAGUUUAGUAGAAAACCUGACAUUAUUGACACAAUACGAUUUGGAAGAAUCCAACGUAGCAUCUCAAGAGGACAUGGAGGCUCCCCUUUCUGCCCAGGAGAUGGAGGCGAUCCCUAUGCAAUGCUCCCCCAAAUUCAGAGCAGUAAGAAAGAAAGCCACUGCCCGAAAAACAAGGGCCCGGGCAGGAACCUUGGACCCUGUCUGUAAUGGCUUUCACUCAGUUCAGGUAAUUAACGGAGAUGGGAAAUUCUGUGAUGCCCAAGGUCUGUGGUAG